Caenorhabditis briggsae is the source of this 2304-nucleotide messenger RNA. It is a transcript of the gene Cbr-hpo-35, whose product is annotated as Protein CBR-HPO-35. NCBI's taxonomy places the organism in Eukaryota, Metazoa, Nematoda, Chromadorea, Rhabditida, Rhabditidae. The coding region runs from base 1 to 2304 and encodes 767 amino acids. The transcript is spliced from 10 exons. The record is from RefSeq and is a predicted model, not a curated record.
AUGCCUACCAUGGUGAUGUCGCAACUCCCAAAAAUUACGGCAGAUACUUCGAUUCGUAAACGCCAGAAAACUAAAAGCGACAACAUUAUGGCGAUAAGCUACAUGUACGUCGGCAACCCGAAAAAGAAGUCCGAGUUCUUUGUAAGAGAGCGAUUGGUGUACCGACCGAGCGUUGAAGUAACGUACGAAGAUGUGUUCAGUUACUUGAGCAGCAUCACCAGCGACGACACCAUUUCCUUGCACUAUUCAGUUAAUGGUUUGUAUGUACCAAUCACGACUACUGGACAACUGCAUACAUUCCUUCGUCAUGUGCAUAAUGACCCAACAGUCUUUUUGUAUGUCGAGAACCAAGAAUAUGUGUGGAACGUCACCCCACAAAGCAACACUCACAAGAUGGAGAAGAGAGUACCAGCUGGUGGCGCUGCUCCAGCUGAAAGUGCAGGCGAUCCAUACGACUCUAUGGAGGACGAGGAUGAAGAGGAAGGCGAGGAGCUCAGUGAAGAUGAUAGAAGUCAUCAAGACGAAGAUGUCGAUGAAGGAGAAUAUACUGACGAAGAACGUCUCGCGCCUAUUCUCACGGACCCCGCUGCCCCUGUCGUGUUUGGAGAGAAAAUUCCGGUGAAAGAAGCAUUUGUGGAUCCGAGACGGCGCAUGAUCUCGCAAGGAAGACAUCAUGGGUCCGCAGAAGAACCGCAGGAAUUGAAGAACGGUGGUUGCCCAGAGGUUGGAUCUCCAAAGAAAAAUGCUCCAGAUGUUAAAAAACCUGUUUCAGCUCCUCGUCUUCCUAGCAAAAGAUGGACUACCGCAGAUGCCUUCAAUCAAGUUAAGGCAGUUCUAUCGGAUGGUAUCACUACUGGAAAAAUGGGAUCCGCGCCGGAACAAGUCGCGGAACUGGUGGUUCUCAAUGUCUGGAACCCGAAAUUUCCACUCGAUGUGCAAGUUCUGAAAAAUACUGUUGCUCUUCUGAAGCAUAGCAUUGGCACUGGCAUUGUUUGCUAUUACAAUCAACUCAUGGAAAGAUCUGAUUCAAGCCUAGCGAAAAAAAAUGAUAUGCCGGUUGACAAAAUGCCACUAGACAAAAUGGAUUUACAGAAUCAUGAUGACGAGUUCUUGUCUCAAUUUGUUAACAGUGCUAUCAUUGCGGCUAUUGAUAUGCUCGAAAGUGUUCAACAUCUUGCUCAUCUUCAGAAUGAAUUUGACUAUUUCGACAAGCUGAAUCAAACGGCUAGUGAGAAAAACUUCGCUCAAGAACACUUGCCAUCAGCUAGAGAAUUGGAGGAGCACCUGAGAGUUGCAGUAUCAUCCGCUCACUACGGCUUCAAUAUUCCCAGCCCGUUGUUCGUAUCACCAUGUGAAUGCAAGGAGGCUAUUCGUUUGGUUACAUGUGAACUGCAAAAGCUUCUAUGUGCUAUGAGGACCAACAACAAAAAGACAUCCACAUCAUUGGACAUCCAAGAAAUGCUACUUUUCAUUAUCGAAAGUGCACACAAAAUUAUUCAAAGAUUUACGAAGAAAGUGUGUCCAGAACACAAAACAAUCGAGCUGGCAUACCGCGAUUCGGAGGAAAAGAAGUGGGAGAAAGAUAGUGUCACUCACGAUAAAUGGAUCAAGCUAGGCCUUGUCGGCGAAAGCCGCCUUAACAUUCCGCUGUAUUGUUUCGACUUACCAGUAGAGCAACCACCACCAUUCACAAUGAAACCUGAUGAUGGAUCACAGACCGCUGUCUCCCAAAACAAUUCAACAAAUGGUUGCGAAAGUAGUACGCUUCAGGCAGUUUUGCCUGAUUCCGAGUCACCACCUCAAAACUUGGCUGGUGCCGAAACAACUCUCCCUGCAAUUGAGAAAUUGUCUACCAAUGACCCCGAGGAAGUCAAAAAUUCUGGACAACCGCAAUCCAACGCCGCUGCCCCUGCGGUAAAACCUUCAACAACAAACACAAAUACAUCUACAACUACCACAUCGACUGGUGAAGCAGCAGGUGGGGGCACGGCUACUAUUUCCAAAAAAAUGAGUCCUGAAUUGCAAGCAAUGGUUGAUAAAAUGGUAAGUAAUAUUAACUCUGAACGUUUCAUCUUAGCCAAUUUUCAGUUUAAAAAUGUUCAAACCCCGCACAACUUUGUAUACCCGCCACAGCCAAAACCAGGAGCUAUUCUCAUUCCCACUGGAGGUUUGGCUCGCUGCAGAUGCUCCAAAAAUUGUCCUGAAUUCCUUAUGGAGCCAGCCUACGAGUAUAUGGAACGUUUCAAUGAGCCUCGUCAGACUGUUUGGGAGAAAACCAAGCAGAAGCGUUUCAAGAAGAACUAG